UCAUAAACAGAAUCCAGUUCUUCCAGCAGGACACAGGUUCCAGUCUGAAGGUUCUCCAGCCAGGAAACUCAGUGAAACUCUACAGAUAAACUCUGAAGAAGCAGAAAAGCAGACCAAAGGAGAGAAAGUGAAAGUGUCAUGGCUUCCUCCAGCAGUCUCCUGUCUGAAGAUCAGCUCCAGUGCUCCAUCUGUCUGGAUGUGUUCACUGAUCCGGUCACCACUUCAUGUGAGCACAACUUCUGCAGGGUCUGUCUCAAAGAGUGCUGGGACAGCAGUUCACGCUGCCAGUGUCCAGUCUGUAAAGAGGAAUUCUCCAAUAGGCCUGAGCUGCGUGUGAACACCUUCAUCUCUGGACUGGCUGCUCAGUUCAAGAAGUCAGUUCAGGUCAAAUCCAGCAGAGCUCCAGAGAAACCUGCCAAAUCUCAGGUGCUUUGCGAUGUCUGCUGUGAAAAGAGAAGCGCAGCUCUGAAGUCCUGCCUGACCUGUAUGGCCUCUUACUGCAAGAUUCAUCUGGAUCCUCAUCAGAGAGUCGCUGUAUUAAAGAAGCACAAGCUGAUGGACCCUGUGGAGAACCUGGAGAACUACAUCUGCCAGAAACAUGAGAGACCCCUGGAGCUGUUCUGUAGAGAUGACCAGACAUGUGUGUGUCAGUUCUGCACUGAGACAGACCACAAGACUCACAGCACUGUUCCUAUAGAGGAGGAGAGUGGAGAGAAGAAGACUCAGCUUGGAAAGACCCAGGCUGAAGUUCAGCAGAUGAUCCAGGUCCGACUGAAGAAGAUUGAGGACAUCAAACAGUCUGUAGAGCUCAAUAAAAAAAGCUCAGAGAAGGAGAAAGCAGACAGUGUGGAGGUCGUCAGAGCUCUGCUGCGCUGCAUUGAGAGAAGCCAGGCAGAGCUGCUUGAGGUGAUGGAGGAGAAGCAGAAAGCAGCAGAGAGGCAGGCUGAAGAGUUCAUUAAAGAGCUGGAGCAGGAAAUCACUGAGCUAAAGAGGAGAGACACUGAGCUGGAGCAGCUCUCCCACACUGAGGACCACCUCCACCUCCUACAGGUUUACCUGUCCUUCUGCAGCCCUCCACCCACCAAGAACUGGACUGAGGUCAGGAUUAACUCUCAUCUGAGGGUUGAGACUCUGAGGAGAGCUCUGACUCAGCUUCAGGAAGAGCUCAGUAAAGAGAUGGAGAAGAUUCCUGAAAUCAAAAUGAAGAGAAUUCAACAAUAUGCAGUGGACGUGACUCUGGAUCCUGAUUCAGCUCAUCCUGAUCUCAUCCUGUCUGAUGACGGGAAACAAGUGAGAGAUGGAGACAAACGACAGAAUCUCCCUGAUAAACCAGAGAGGUUUGAUCGCUGUCCCUGUGUGCUGGGAAAGGAGGGGUUCUCCUCAGGGAGAUUUUACUAUGAGGUUCAGUUCAGCGGGAAGACUGAGUGGACAUUAGGAGUGACCACAGAGUCCAGUAACAGGAAGGGGAAGAUUACACUGAGUCCUAAGAAAGGAUACUGGACUGUAUGGCUGAGAAAUCAGACUGAAUACAAAGCUCUGGGCACUCCUUCUGUUCCACUCUCCCUGAAACAGGCUCCCCAGAAGGUGGGGGUGUUUGUGGAUUAUGAGGAGGGUCUGGUCUCCUUCUUUGAUGUUGAGUCCAGGUCUCAUAUCUACUCUUUCACUGGUCAGUCUUUCACUGAGAAACUCUAUCCAUAUUUCAGCCCUCACCUCAAUAAUGGAGGUAAAAACUCAGCACCGCUGAUCAUCACACGUGUUAAACAUCAGAAAUGAGGUGAACUUCUUUAAUGAAACAUUUUUGUCAGAAACAAAUCUGUCAUUUGAAAUGUUUCAGAGCGUAAAUAGAGAUUUUUAAACUCUUUAUAACAUUAUGUAAUUAAUGAAUUAAUUAACAAGCUAAUAAAUUAAUAGAUGAUUUUUGAUUCACUCAUUUUGGAGAACUCAGUAAGUCAGUUGAACAGUGUUAUAACACUGUUUAUCACAGAUCUCCUUUUAAUGAACUGAAAUGAUCAUAAAGCUCAAAAUAUCAGCUUCAGUUUGAUGAACUUGAUGUGGGAAUCUCAGUCUUUUAUAUGAAGAUGAAGCUCUGCGUCUUUUUGAUUUGUGUAAAUGCUUAAAGUUAUUAUAAUUUUACUCCAAAUCCCAAUAAAAUAACAUUUUAUACAUCUAAACUCUCAAAUCUAAGUGUUUAAUCAAUAAGCUUGAGCUGACUUUUAAGUUCAGUUGGAAACAAUAAACAAAUCGAGGAAAUGUGUGUGUUAGCAUGAGCUCUGUGUUCAUGUUGUCUGUUUUUAUUUCAGUCUGUUUAAAGCAUGAAACGCUCAAGUUUCAAUGAAGCUGUAUUAAAUGUCAAAUUAAGCUGUACAAAAGAAAUGAACAGAUUUACUGAAAUUCUCAAAGCUCCAUCAAGUGUUUUGAUGUCAGUGCAGUUUUCCUGAGGAUUUAUACACAGUAGAACUUUCUCUGCAGGCUCCUCCGUACCGUGCCCUCCUCAAAUAUCGGCCCCUUAAUAAA
Messenger RNA from Pygocentrus nattereri (red-bellied piranha), 2514 nucleotides. RefSeq names its product nuclear factor 7, brain-like. The record is from RefSeq and is a predicted model, not a curated record. Bases 139 to 1773 code for a protein of 544 amino acids. Lineage: Eukaryota; Metazoa; Chordata; Actinopteri; Characiformes; Serrasalmidae. The transcript has 7 exons. Gene Ontology annotation, molecular function: protein binding; zinc ion binding.